AUGACUUCGCAGCAGAUGGCCUACAUGGAAGAGAGCAGGGGCCCUUUGGUGCAGGGUGUUAUGUGGACGAUGGCGAUAGUUCCACUAUUUUUUGUUUGUAUUCGUUUAUAUGUGCGGGUUUUCUUGAAGCGGGUUUUUGGCUGGGAUGAUUUCAUCAUUUUCAUCGCGAUUUCUCUUCUUAUCGCAUACGCCGCUGUGUGUCAUGUCGCUACCCAUUUAGGUCUUGGAAAGCAUCUGAUUGUUGUGGAAGAGAACCCGAACAAUCUCAUGUCAGUGGCCUUACUAUGUGACAUUGGCGAAGUAUUGGCAAUCAUGGCGUGCACAUUGGGAAAAACAUCAUUUGCAGUGACACUCAUGCGAAUCGUGGUGAAAAGGUGGAUGCUGGUAUUGCUUUGGUUUGUGAUCAUCACUAUGAAUCUAGUCAACACCCUGACAGCAUUCUUUGUGUUUUUGCAAUGCAAAGAUCCUCGUCAUCUGUGGAAUCCUAUGAUUCCUUCCAAGUGCUGGCCUGCGGAUGUUUUCACUAAUUAUUCGCUUUUUGUCGGAGCAUACUCUGGUGCUCAAGACUUUGUCCUAGCCCUUCUUCCCUGGACAAUAGUCUGGAAUCUGCAAAUGAAGAAAAAGGAGAAGUUUGGUGUGGCAUUCGCCAUGAGCCUAGGCGUAUUUGCCGGUGCUGCUGCCAUCGUCAAAACAACCUACCUAGUCGCCCUUUCAGCCAGAUCAGACUUUACAUGGGAACUCGCUCCAUUACUCUACUGGGCCGCUGUCGAAGACGGCCUAGCGAUCACGGCCGCCUCAAUCCCGGCACUUAAACCUCUGUUAGUGAGCAUCUUCCCUAGCUCAACAGGUGAAAACUACAAUAUGAUAUCCUAUCCACUGAAACUGCCUGGAAAGAAAAUCUUUGAUCCUUCACAGGGAGAGACGCAGACGGAUAUUGGACAUGAGAGUCUUCGUGGUACAGAGAGUCAGACUGCUAUUAUUGAGUCACAAUCGCUUGGGAAAGAGGGUGAGAGUAUCAAUCUCAGGACGGAGGUUUCUGUUAUGUAUACUCGAUCUCCGUGA
This is a messenger RNA of Penicillium longicatenatum, 1062 nucleotides long. RefSeq lists its product as uncharacterized. NCBI's taxonomy places the organism in Eukaryota, Fungi, Ascomycota, Eurotiomycetes, Eurotiales, Aspergillaceae. Bases 1 to 1062 code for a protein of 353 amino acids. The transcript has 5 exons. The record is from RefSeq and is a predicted model, not a curated record.